AUGCACUCAAGUGGUUCCACCAUACCACCCGGCACUUCUUCGGUCGGGCGGAGAAGAAGCCAAAGGGCGUGUGAUAUGUGUUAUCGGAAGAAGACUAAGUGUGAAGUGGAAGGACCCAAUUUAAUCUGUGUGCAAUGUAUUCGCCGUAAAAGCAAAUGUGUCUUUCCCUCGCAGCAACAGGAGCAGCAGGCCUCGCCACCCCAUGAGGAGCAUGAGGAAUUACCAAGUGAUCAAUAUGUGCAGUCUUUAAAAAGUCGCUUGGAGAGAGUCGAAUCGCUACUUGUGGCAGCUGGCAUCUUGCAUGAAAGUGAUAUCAGUUCAAAUGCGCUCUCCGAGGAUGAGGAUGAAGAGCUCACCGAUGAUUAUGAAGGAAGUAGCAAGCGUCCACGAUCAUCAGGUGAAUUGUCAGAUAUUUCUGCAAACUCGGAUUACUGCGAGGCUGCACGCUUUCCGGGGGGUGGCGAUAUCGCCGAUACUCCUAUAUUCAGAGGACAUGAAAAUGAUGACUCUCGAUACUUCGGCCGUUGUUGUUCACUAUCCAUUCUAUCCCGAGGUGGAAUCGAGUGGAUCAAGAGCAAAACAGGCGAAGCCAAUUUCUUAAAUGUUGUAUCGCCUGAUUCUGUUGACGACAGUCCCUGGAAUCAAUGGCGUCCAGAUGUCUUUCAUGAUCUCUUCGCCUCCCAGGUCUAUAAACCUCUUCCGCCAAGAUCUGAAGUGUUCUCUUUGAUAAAGGACUUCUUUCGAACUGCCAAUCGUCUAUUUCCAAUCUAUCACGAGGCAUCGUUCAUGAAAAUGGUAGAGUGGCAGUACACGCAGCAGACCUGCGAUGAUGCUGCGCGAUGGGCUAGUAUUAACAUCGUGAUAUGUCUAGCUUAUGAAUUCCGGUUUUCGAACAGCUUGAAACCAGAAAAGGAUCGCGAAAGGGCCCGAUUAUACUUUAAAAAUGCCAUGUCAGUCUUCACAGAGCUGGCAUUACGGCGUACGGAUUUGUUGAGUGUGCAGGCUUUGAUUAGCAUGGGAUUCUUUCUUCGUGGUAACUCGGGAACUCAAUUUGCACUGCCGUUUAUGACAGCAGCGAUGCGAUCUUGCCAAAGGAUGGGACUUCAUCGUAAUAUUGCCAGGCCAGACUUGAGCCCCGUUCAACAAGAGCAAAGGCGACGUGUGUUCUGGGUCGCCUUUACCGUUGAUCAAAGUACAUGCUUGCGGGCUGGAAAUGCCCCCUCCCAACAUCCAGAUGACUUCGACGUGCCUUUACCAACAGAAAUGGAUCACGAUAAGGACUCGGAAGUGUCGACCAACAUUCCAUUUUUCCGUCGACUUUGCCGCAUGUGUUUAAUCAAAAGUCGAAUUUAUUGCAGACUGUACUCGGCCAAGUCAUUACUGAAACCACCUCAUGAGAUAUAUCAAACUGUGAAAGAGCUUCAUAGUGAACUUGAGGAAUGGAGGAAAGACUAUCCCUUCGCCGAAGUACCGAACUUGAACACGGGUGAAAAGGACUUCCUCUUUGGCUUUGCGUCUAUUGGCCUCCAUUUCGUCUACUACAAUGCUUUGAUCAUGAUUCACCGAAUACCUCUCCUUUUGAAUUAUUUAAUAUCAGCCCGUGAGGAUGAAUCGGACGAGGUAAAGGCUCUCAGCAAAGCACAGGCUUCCAAGUCGGCUCUUAUUUGCACAACGGCAGCUCGAGAUACACUCAGAUUGGUGAAUAAUAUGCCAUGGGGAGACAUUGCAUGGCUCUGGUCCUUAUUAUACUACGUUUUCCUCGCAGGAGCGACCAUAUUCUCCACCAUCCUCCGUGAUACCCACGGCCCAAGUGUCAAAGAAGAUCUUCAGUCCCUAAAUAUGGCCGCAACGUUCUUUGCAUCCCUAGCCACAGGCGAUGGACCAGCAAAUUACGCAGGCUUCAUGACCCGCAUGAGUGCCACGCUAGAACGCAUAGCAAGACUAGCUGUCGACCGAGAUGAAAAACGGGCCCGAAGCGCAGAGGACCAAGAUGAACAGGAAGAAUCCCCUGUAUCAAAACGACAUGCAUCUCGCUUAGCAUCAGCGCCCCAUCCAAAACCACGCCGUCGGCGCCGCGGGUCGGUGAAUCGACCUACAGUAAACUCUAAUGCAGAUACACAUCCACGUCAACCCGCUGCUCCACUCCCUUCAAGUAUCGCAUCAAUCAAUGCUCGCUCAAAUGUUCCAGAUAGCAGUUUCCCAGAAGAAAUUGAAGGAUUCCCACCCGUCAAUUCAUUAGGAUAUGUCGUCCCAAUCAGUCCAAACGACUCAUCCAACACACAAACACAAAGUCACCGAACCCAAAUCCAGCCACAGCCACAAUUACAAACAUCCAAUGCCUCAAAUCCAUCAGGCCUAGGUCUAAGCGACCUAAACGGAGCAAACAUAGCUCUCCUAAACAAUAUGAGAGCAAACAUGAACACCUACCCAUCCUGGCAGCUGGCAGAAGACCACUCCAGAUCAACAACCUCACCUAUGGACAACACCCAAAGCCCCUACUCAGUAGCCAGUAGUGGCGGGCCCGGACCAACCAUGUUCCCCGACUCAUGGCAAGUCCCACUAACAGCAGACUGGCAAUUCGGCGAAGAUCUCUGGGCAGGUCUUUUCCGAACGGAUACAUCGGGUGCCUCUGCUCCGCAAAACAAUUCUAUGCCUGUGCUAAAUGCUGAGUCCUUUUUGAACGGUCCAGAUGCCACGACGGAGGCAGAGAGCCAGAGCCAGAAUCAGAAUCAAAAUCAGAAUUUUUCUGUGAAUGGCAAUGGUAGUGCCAACGCCAAUGCCAAUUAUCUAGGAUAUGGAACUCAGAUAAUGGGAUAUAAUUUCAUGCCGGCGGAUGUACUAUCGGCUCAGGAUCCGGAUGGUGAUCAGGAUCCUCAAGACAACGAAUACUCGCAGUCGAUGUUUUCGAAUCCGUUUUUGGGGAUGUUUCCGUGA
Messenger RNA from Penicillium angulare, 2934 nucleotides. Its product is annotated as transcription factor domain-containing protein. The transcript has 7 exons. The record is from RefSeq and is a predicted model, not a curated record. Gene Ontology annotation, molecular function: DNA binding; DNA-binding transcription factor activity, RNA polymerase II-specific; zinc ion binding. Bases 1 to 2934 code for a protein of 977 amino acids. Gene Ontology annotation, biological process: regulation of DNA-templated transcription; DNA-templated transcription. Lineage: Eukaryota; Fungi; Ascomycota; Eurotiomycetes; Eurotiales; Aspergillaceae.